ACUGACGCGGCCUCUCAGGCUAUGGUUAUUAUAAAAAUAUUAAAAUACAUUCUUUGGAUUACUAAGAGGAAAUACAAAAAAGGUUACAGAUCUAACUUCUUAAACUCUGAUAAGGAUAUGCGUUUUUUUCACAUUAUAAAUAUCAACUUUCCCACAUACAUGUACUUUGGAACUCAAAACAAUUAUCGAAAUCCUCCGCCAGAAAAAUGUGUAUAUAAAGGCCGCAACCCCCAGAAAUGUCCGCCACUUCAGCACCAAAACUCCCGGGGUCAAUGGGGAAUUCCCUAAAUUUUCUUAAACGGAUUCUCCUCCCACUCAUCAUCCUCUCCGUAGCUCACCUCGCCGCUAGCCAAGAGACCCAACACAAGUCACAGCCCCAUGGCCUAGAGCACCUCCUCCCCCAAUUAUCUCACCGGGGGAACCAUCAAUUGGAGCUCCAAAAGGAAGAGUCAAGGGCAGAGUACCGUAUAAUUAUUGCAUGGAUCCUCUGUUUCAUAGCUGCCUCUGUUUCUAGUGCAGGAGGGGUUGGUGGUGGCUCCCUCUACCUCCCCAUCCUGAACCUUGUGGCUGGCCUAGACCUCAAGUCAUCCACCAGUCACUCAGCCUUCAUGGUCACGGCAGGUUCACUAUCCAAUGUGUUAUAUAACAUCUUCUUCGCAAGCCCAGGUCCUGGAGGCAAGACCUUGAUCAACUAUGAGAUUUGUCUGCUCUCGGAGCCAUGCAUGCUCUUAGGAGUGAGUAUCGGAGUGGUUUGCAACAUUAUGUUCCCAGAGUGGCUAAUCACUGCCCUUUUUGCCGCCUUCCUUGCAAGCUCCACCUAUAAGACCUGCAGUGCUGGGUUCAAGUUCUGGAGAUUAGAGACAGAGGAGGUGAGGAGAGGUGAGGCUUUUAGGCUUGAGAGGGGUGGGAAUGAAGUGGAUGAGAAGGGGAUGGAAGAGCCUUUCUUGGGUGGAGGAGAAGGGGGUGGGCUGAGGGUUCCUUGGAAGGAUCUGGUGGUCUUGCUGAUGAUCUGGCUCUGUUUCUUUGUGCUACAUGUCCUCCUAGGAGACAAAGCCGGGAAGGGUGUUGUAAACAUAAAACCAUGUGGAGUUGCAUAUUGGCUCAUCACAUUAUCCCAAGUUCCUUUUGCCAUUGUUUUUACAGCAUAUAUUCUGUAUGACAAGAAGAAGAAAAGAUUACAACCUCAAAGUCAACAAGAUAUAGAUGGCAAGGACAUUGCAGCGGAAACCAGGAUGGAAGCCUUGCCCAUGUUUGUUUUUCCAUCAGCUGCCCUCUUCACAGGGGUUUUAGGUGGCCUUUUUGGCAUUGGUGGGGGAUUGCUCAUAAACCCUGUGCUUCUUCAGAUAGGGAUACCUCCACAGAUUACGGCAGCAACAACCACUUUCAUUGUUCUGUUCUCGGCUUCGAUGUCCAUGGUUCAGUAUGUCAUCCUGGGCAUGAAGGGGAUCGGUCGAGCUUCAAUUUAUGCUGCAGUUUCUUUUGUGGCUUCAGCUCUUGGGCUGGCUAUCAUAGAGAAAGCCAUACAAAAGUCAGGUAGGGUGUCUAUCAUUGUGUUUAUGGUUAGCAUGGUGAUGGUUCUCAGCACGGUUUCAAUUACUUGCUUUGGAGCAAUUGAUGUUUGGAGACAAUACACCACUGGGAGCUACAUGGGCUUCAAACCACCUUGUUAAGCUUUCUAUAAGCCUCUGCAGAUCAUAAAUAAAUGGUAUUCGGCUUCUUAGGAAGAGAGAAGGUGAAUUUGUAAUCUGAUAUUAGUCCUCGGAAUUUGGGCCCUGCUGCCUAAUGUAUGCCAUAUCUGUAGAGAGCUGUUUGCUUAAUUUUAAUCUCUUCUUUUUGGGGGGGGGUAAAUAAUUUUAAUC
Messenger RNA from Elaeis guineensis (African oil palm), 1859 nucleotides. RefSeq names its product sulfite exporter TauE/SafE family protein 5. Lineage: Eukaryota; Viridiplantae; Streptophyta; Magnoliopsida; Arecales; Arecaceae. Gene Ontology annotation, biological process: protein ubiquitination. The record is from RefSeq and is a predicted model, not a curated record. Gene Ontology annotation, cellular component: Cul4A-RING E3 ubiquitin ligase complex; membrane.